GUUCUACAUUCUGCUGCAAAUCGGGGAUUCGAAAGGCUGGGCGAAAAUGGCGACCUUCCUUCGGAGAGCGGUGCGGAUCGCAGGAAAUAUCGCCGUACAGCGCAACCUAAAGGUCAAGCAGGAUGCCUUGGGAGGCUGGAUUCAGCGCAGGAACUUGAACCUUCACGAGAACGUCAGCAUGCAGCUUCUCCAAGAAAACGGCGUCACUGUGCCCAAAUUCGGUGUCGCUUCCACACCUGAGGAGGCAGAGGAGAUCGCCCAGCGCCUAGGCACACCAGAUGUCGUGAUCAAGGCACUUGUGCUAGCCGGGGGUCGUGGCAAGGGGACCUUCGACAGUGGGCUCAAGGGGGGUGUCAAAAUGGCCUUUUCGCCCAGUGAAGCGAAGAAGUUUGCCAGCCAGAUGAUAGGCCAUGUCCUUCGCACCAAACAGACGGGCGAAAAGGGUAUUAAGGUGAACAAGGUCUUGGUCACCGAGCGCCUGUACAAUCGGCGCGAGUACUACUUCGCGCUGAUGAUGGAACGGGAAUACAAUGGCCCGGUGAUCGUGGCCUCAUCCCAGGGCGGUGUCAACAUUGAGGAAGUGGCCAAGGAAAACCCUGAGGCCAUACUCAAGCUGCCUAUCGACAUCACCAAGGGUGUGGACAAGGAGCGCACUGCCGAACUCGUCCGAGGCCUCGGCUUCCACCCGGCUGCAGUCGAGGGGGCAGUGACACUAAUAGAGAACUUGUACAAGGUGUUCCUCAAGUAUGACGCCACACUGGUUGAAAUCAACCCACUCAUCGAGGACAACAACAACAUAGUGUACUGCUUAGACGCCAAGUGCCGCUUUGACGACAAUGCGGCCUUCAGGCAAAAGGCGCUGUUUGACCUGCGUGAUUGGACCCAGCAGGACAUCCGUGAGAAGCAGGCCCAUGAGAGCAACCUCAACUACAUCGCCCUCGACGGGGACAUCGGCUGCCUCGUUAAUGGUGCUGGGUUGGCCAUGGCAACUAUGGACAUCAUCAAGCUUCACGGUGGCAGCCCAGCGAACUUCCUUGAUGUCGGAGGUGGUGCCACGGCCAAGCAGGUCACCGAGGCCUUCCGGCUCAUUACUUCCGAUCAGAAAGUGCAGGCCAUUCUGGUCAACAUCUUUGGUGGCAUAAUGCGGUGCGACAUUAUUGCUGAGGGUGUCAUUCAGGCAGCCGAGACGCUCGACUUGAAGAUCCCCAUUGUGGUCAGGCUACAAGGUACUCAGGUGGACGAAGCCAAGGCCCUGAUAGCCACCAGCAAGCUCAAGAUCCUGGCCUGUGACAACUUGGAUGAGGCAGCUAAGAUGGUGGUUCGCCUCUCGACCAUCGUGGGCCUGGCACGAUCUGCGUCGGUGGACGUCAAGUUUGAGCUGCCACUGUAGACUUGCAGGACCACCUCACCAAGUCCCUGCCAAAAGGGCAGGGCGCACACAGUGUCCCUCCCUGACUCCCAGCUGUAGCCAAGUGGCACUUUAAUGAAGUGCACAACUUCAUUCGAUGGUUUUUACCUCGCUACAGAAUAGUACUGCACCAUAAUACAAUGGGUGUAAACCCAACCGUGAUAAACGUAGUUCACAGCUGCUUCAAACAUUAAUCUCUUCGUUGAAUAAAGUGUACAUACUGUCCUAUAUGUCUAUCCUUCUACAAUGUAGUAGCUGCAAACAUAACUGCCCAGUAUGGUUUGGUAGCUGAAAACUUUUGUCAUGUUUUUAGACACUGGAUGUAAGGUGGUUCUGUGCCAUUAGGGCGAUUCAAUAGCAAACUCUGUUUGGAUAAAGCGAUAAAUGUUUUAGCAAGGAACGCCCUCAAACUCUUACUUCCAGUUCUACAUCUAAAAUUGGAAACUACCAUCAGCACGAAUUGGGAGAUAUGUGCACAACAACAUUUCGGUGUAAAAUAAAAGAAUGACACCUUUGGCUCU
Rhipicephalus microplus (southern cattle tick) is the source of this 1929-nucleotide messenger RNA. It is a transcript of the gene ScsbetaA, whose product is annotated as Succinyl-coenzyme A synthetase beta subunit, ADP-forming. Gene Ontology annotation, biological process: succinyl-CoA metabolic process; tricarboxylic acid cycle. NCBI's taxonomy places the organism in Eukaryota, Metazoa, Arthropoda, Arachnida, Ixodida, Ixodidae. Gene Ontology annotation, cellular component: succinate-CoA ligase complex; mitochondrion. Gene Ontology annotation, molecular function: metal ion binding; succinate-CoA ligase (ADP-forming) activity; ATP binding. The record is from RefSeq and is a predicted model, not a curated record.